AUGGUUAAACGAAAUCAUACAAAACAAUCGCAUAAAAAGAGUAAAGGUGGUGGUCUUGGAAAACAAUCUGCUCAACAAAAACAAGCUUAUGAAGCGACAGUUUCUCCUACGGAAACAAAUCAACAUGGAAUCGAAAAGAAAAAAACUAAAUCACGUCGAAAUGCAAAAACUACGAGACAAAAGAAGACAAAAAGAAUAGGUCAUAAAUCAACAAAUCGUAAAGGUGCUCAUCAUGAUGAACAUCAUCAUAUUCAAACAAAUGACACUAUGAAUACUUCUCAUGAAUAA
This is a messenger RNA of Adineta steineri, 288 nucleotides long. Lineage: Eukaryota; Metazoa; Rotifera; Eurotatoria; Adinetida; Adinetidae. The record is from the annotation of a GenBank genome assembly.